Molecule: messenger RNA, 588 nt
Organism: Sorghum bicolor (sorghum)
Lineage: Eukaryota; Viridiplantae; Streptophyta; Magnoliopsida; Poales; Poaceae
Product: translation initiation factor IF-2-like
Exons: 1
Coding region: 1-588 (195 amino acids)
Source: RefSeq, a predicted model, not a curated record
AUGCUGCCCGCCGUACCGAGCCUCCUCCGCGUCGCCUCUCUCCUCGGCGUCGAGCCCUCCGCGACGAGCUCGUCACCGUCGACCACCGCGCCAAGCGCCUCCGUCUACAACAAACUGGGGCCGGCCUCUACGAGGGGGUUGCUGCGCCGAGCUCCUCCACAACCGACGCCCACGACGAUGUGCCCCGACCCCGCGACGCCGAGCAGCAACAACGUCGACCGCGACCUCGACGGAGCUCCUCGUCGCGCCCCCUGCUUCAGGCCACGAGCUCCCUCCUCUGCGUCGAUCCUUCCGCACCGACCAGGAGCCGCCGCGCCGCGCCGAGCUUCGUCUGCGUCCUUGCCACGGCCAUCCUCGACGCCUCGGCCGCGCCCCUUCCUCUGCGUCAAGCAUCGUCACCAUGCAGGGGUCAGCUGCGGUGCCGUCCUCACUGCCCCACGGCCUCGCCCGGCGACGUCGAGCCCGCUGCCCGGAACAGCGACGUCCUCGCCCCUUGCCGAGCCUCGGCCGAACCCCGGUGACCGCGGCCCUAUCCUCGCCUUCGAGCACAGCACCGCGAGCAGAGGACCACCCCAACGUCGUCCAUGA